This is a messenger RNA of Myotis brandtii (Brandt's bat), 970 nucleotides long. RefSeq names its product ubiquitin carboxyl-terminal esterase L3 (ubiquitin thiolesterase) (gene UCHL3). Lineage: Eukaryota; Metazoa; Chordata; Mammalia; Chiroptera; Vespertilionidae. The record is from RefSeq and is a predicted model, not a curated record. Gene Ontology annotation, molecular function: cysteine-type deubiquitinase activity. The coding region runs from base 55 to 831 and encodes 258 amino acids. The transcript has 8 exons. Gene Ontology annotation, cellular component: cytoplasm. Gene Ontology annotation, biological process: protein deubiquitination; ubiquitin-dependent protein catabolic process.
UUUCUCAAACAAUUAGGCCUGCAUCCUAAAUGGCAAUUUGUCGAUGUAUAUGGAAUGGAUCCUGAACUCCUUAGCAUGGUACCAAGACCAGUGUGUGCAGUAUUACUUCUCUUCCCUAUUACAGAAAAGUAUGAAGUAUUCAGAACAGAAGAGGAGGAAAAAAUAAAAUCUCAGGGACAAGAUGUUAAAUCGUCAGUAUAUUUCAUGAAGCAAACAAUCAGCAAUGCCUGUGGAACAAUUGGACUGAUCCAUGCUAUUGCCAACAAUAAAGACAAGAUGCAUUUUGAAUCUGGAUCAACCUUGAAAAAAUUCCUAGAGGAGUCUGUGUCAAUGAGCCCUGAAGAACGAGCCAGAUACCUGGAGAACUAUGACGCUAUUCGAGUUACUCAUGAGACCAGUGCCCAUGAAGGUCAGACUGAGUCCUCCUCGCCAUCCUCAUCACAGCCUCAUUGUAGCCACUGCAGAACGAAGGCCUCAUCAUUGUGUCACCAUGCAUCCCUGCCCUGGGUCAAACGUAACCAUGUAGACCCUGCAAAGGCUACCAGUCCAUCUCUCCGUCUUCGUCGCUGGCGACCCUUCUUACGCCUACCAUCUUUGGGUCUCCAUUCUGUUGCACCAAAUAUAGAUGAAAAAGUAGAUCUUCAUUUUAUUGCAUUAGUUCACGUAGAUGGGCAUCUCUAUGAAUUAGAUGGACGGAAACCAUUUCCAAUUAACCAUGGUGAAACUAGUGAUGAAACGUUAUUAGAGGAUGCCAUAGAAGUUUGCAAGAAGUUUAUGGAACGUGACCCUGAUGAAUUGAGAUUCAAUGCAAUUGCUCUUUCUGCAGCAUAGUUUGUCAAUAAUGGAAACACCAAGUACUGUAUUAUUUGCAACAAAAAUUUCAUUUCUGCUGCCAUACACUGUCUCAAAAAUUUUGAUAUUUUCAUUAACUUGACUGAUUAAACUUUAUGUGAAUUAAACUUUGACUUAA